UUGCUUGCAUCAGCCCCGACCCUUUGGUGCUGGUCACACGCAAGCAAACAAGAAGGGUCAGUUGACAGAUUCAGUGGGUGUGUCUGCUUGCUCUGAGAGGUUACUGCAUGCAACACAAUCAAGUCUUGGCGAGUCAUUUCUUCGUGAAAAGUGCGCACGACACAUCUCCUCCUCCGCUCUCCUCCUCCUCCAGAAAAUAAACAAAUAAAUAAAUAUUACCCCAUCGGACACGAAACAUUUUGAAUUGCCGAAUAGAAUUCGAAACUAAUCCUACCCUUUGUCAAACAAAUUGAUCACACACUGACGACGCUCACUGACGACGCAUACUAACCACGCUUACGGAGUGAUAAGAAACCAAGGACCAAUCACAAUGAAGCCCUUAUCACCUUUGAGCCCGGAGUGCAUCGCAGCCUCAAACUCGAAUCAUUUCUCUGCUUCUCCUCCUCUCGAGUUGUCAGAGGACGAGACGCUGGGCAUUUUGGGUGUUCGUCAACCAGAAGCUGAAAUUCCCAAAAUGGCGUUCGACAAUGACCUUGCAAUUGAUCUUUUCAUAAAAAAAUUAGCGGGCGACGAGACAGACAAUAGCCAGCUACCUCUUACCUUGAAUAUCUUGGUCGGCGGAAGAUACAAAAUGUGCCAACUAAUCGGUUCGGGUGCGUACGGAAAUGUGUACAAGACCAUCGAUGUGAAAAAUGAAUGUUUACGAGCAGUGAAGAUAAUCAAGACCAAGCACAACGAAACUGGAAAAGUAGCCCAGAUCCGUGAGGUAGAAGUAAUUUGGACCCUGUUUAGACAGAACCCUGAAAGUGCUAGAAAGUACAUUGUCCAUUUGCAUCACGUUUUCACCAGCCAUAAUCACCUUCUGCUUGCUUACGAACUUCUUGGCCCCAGUGUGGGUAGAGUUUUGAAUGAAAAUAGACGCCAAGGAUUUUCUCUUGAACAAACACGCGAAAUUGGGAUUCAACUCGUAAAUGCAAUUAAUUUUCUCCACCAACUUGGCAUCGCUCACCACGACCUCAAGCCUGACAACAUUGCCUUCGUCAACCCAGCGUUCGACUUUGACCCUGUCCUACAAGUGAACAGGAUGCGAAACACAGACAUCCGGAUCCUGGACUUUGGGAGUGCGGCGUCCUCGUCCGAGACGACAGCUACCAAAAUAGCGACAACUCGUUCCUACCGCUCCCCCGAAAUGGGGCUCGACGCCAUUUGGAACAGGGACCACCGUGAAGCGGAGAACAAAAGCUGCUUCAGCCCUUCAUCAGACGUUUGGAGUGCCGCCUGCACCCUGUUCGAGAUCUUUACGGGAAAUUUGCUCUUCAACUGCAGAAACGAAAUUGAGAAAUAUUUUCAAUACGAGAGCUUCUUUGGACCACUACCAGUCACUUUCGGAUUAGCUUCAAUGUUAUCUUGCUUUAAUGACCAAGGACGGCUUAAAUAUGAUGCUUCGACAAUGUCUGCUCGACGACACGUGAGCCAAAGUUCAUUCAGGGAAAUUGGAUCUGUAUUUCAAGCGGACCAACUUUUCGACCUUCUGAGUCAAAUGUUGGUAAUUGACGUGAACGAGCGCAUCACGGCUAGAGAAGUUUUGAACAAUUCUUUCUGGACUAUUGCUGAGACCCCCUCAGGAACCUCUUCCACCCAAGAUUGAAAACACCUAAAUUCAGCAUCUCUUCAUUUUUCUCAAGAUAACAGUAUAAUAUACCAAACUUAAUUGGUAAUGUUAGUCUUGCUCGUCUCAAGUUCUCCAUUUCUGUCUCAAUCUCACUUUGCCUCUUUUCCUCCCCACCCAGCUCAAAUUCCCCAUUCAACACUCCCAGUCAACAGUCCAGCUUCAACCCCGUCCCACUAGAUUAUUUCGGAAAUUUUGAUUUUUUGGUUUUUAGUAGUUAGUUAGUUGUAGUUGGGUAUUUAGCGUAUUGAUGUAGCUCCAUAUAACUCAACUUUAACCGAGUGACGGGUCAAAAUGUACAAUACAGCAUCCUCAUCCGAUGGUCGUGAACUUUUCCAGGGAGCUCUUCGUCUUUGGGAAAAAAUUACUCAUCCUACAAUAAUAAAUAUACGAAAGGAGAAGAACGGUAUGGUGAUAAUGGUAGUAGUAGUAAUAGCAGGUCUUCACGAACGGAUGAAAAGGACAAUCG
Messenger RNA from Folsomia candida, 2138 nucleotides. RefSeq names its product dual specificity protein kinase CLK2. Gene Ontology annotation, cellular component: nucleus. The coding region runs from base 371 to 1648 and encodes 425 amino acids. The record is from RefSeq and is a predicted model, not a curated record. Gene Ontology annotation, biological process: protein phosphorylation. Lineage: Eukaryota; Metazoa; Arthropoda; Collembola; Entomobryomorpha; Isotomidae. Gene Ontology annotation, molecular function: protein kinase activity; ATP binding. The transcript has 9 exons.